UCCAAGUCAAAAAUGAUUGAUAAAAAUGGGUAAAAAAAAAAAGGGAUUUUAAUCAAUUUCCCGACACAAAGACAUAGUGGUGUCAUUUAUUUAAUAUCUAAUAAUAAAAAACAUAAAAAUUCCUUGCAUGUUACAGUUUAGCACACUAGUAAGAGAAGAAGAGAGAGAAAAUAAAAAGACUUAAGACAGACAGCUUAGGGUAGAGCUUAUGAUGAUGUCUUUUAGAGAUCCACUUUAAUAUUAAUCUUAUCCUCCUCUCACCUCUUCACAUUUAUAUUUAAAAUUAUACAAUAAAGUUUUUUAUUUAGUGUUUUUAAGGGCAAGGGGUUUCUUAGCAGCCAGCAUUUUGUUGGUCCAUUUCAUCAUAUUUUUUCAGUUUUAGUAGUUACAUUCUAUUCUUACUUUGAUACCCAACAACAUCACAUUUUUUUAUACACCAAAAACUAAAAUUGUACACAAAACACAAUGGCACAGUUACCUCCUAAGAUUCCUAGCUUACCACAUCAAAAUUGGCCUCCUGCCUUCCCUCCUCACCAAAGAAUGCCCCCUUUAACCAACAAUGUUACUCUUGGUGGGCAGCAGCAACAACAACAACAAUCAUCGCCCCCUGCCUCUUCGGCCGGGGGCAAUGCUAGUAACAACCCUACGUCGUGGGUAGACGAAUUUCUCGACUUCACAUCCGUGAGGCGAGUCACCCACCGACGUUCGGUUAGCGACUCCAUUGCCUUCCUUGAGGGGCCUCACCUCGUCGACGAGUGUCGCAAUUCCGGCGGCGGCGGCGGCGGCGGAGGUAGCGGUGGCGGUGGUUUCGAUAGGCUUGAUGACGAUCAAUUAAUGUCUAUGUUCUCCGACGAUAUCCCCGCCGGAAUGGUGGGCCCACCUUCCUCCCCUUCUGAUCAGAAUUCUAACAACGAAGACAAAGCUAUGUCCACUGAUAAUGUAAACAAUAAUGAUGGUGAAAAUCAGCAGCAACAAUUACUACAAUGCUUCCCUAAGAGCGAGCCUGGCGAGGUCGAAAGCGCGUGCAAUAACAAUAAUUCCGAUAAUAACAAUAACAAUAACAACAACCAACUCUCCGUUCACCCUUCCGAUGACGGCACUCAGAAUUCCGGUGGCGAUAAUAUCCUCGAUCCCAAACGCGUCAAGAGUAGAAUUUUGGCGAACCGGCAAUCGGCUCAAAGGUCAAGGGUGAGGAAGUUACAAUACAUAUCGGAGCUAGAAAGGAGUGUAACUACGUUACAGACGGAGGUAUCAGCCUUGUCUCCGAGGGUAGCGUUUUUGGACCACCAAAGAUUGAUUCUUAACGUGGACAAUAGUGCUCUUAAGCAAAGAAUUGCUGCUUUGGCUCAAGAUAAGAUUUUCAAAGAUGCUCAUCAAGAAGCAUUGAAGAAGGAAAUUGAGAGGUUAAGGCAAAUAUAUCAGCAUCAACAACAAAACAUGAAGAACAAGAUGAACAACAAUAACAAUUCUAGCGCUAAUGCAGCCUCAGCGCCACCCACCUCAGAUUUUAGCAACAUGGGUUUUGCUGAUAAAGAGCAACUUAUGACUUAGUCGACAACAAUGUAGAGGUGAUCAUAGGUCAAGUCGAACUGGGUUUAGGCUAAGCACAAUGCAGGCCAUUCUAAAAAAUUGAUGGUAGUGUGACUAGUGGUGGGAUUAGCUAACCUGUAUGUAUUCACAUGACAUGUUCCCAAAGUCCUCAACUUUUUUUUUUUUUUUUUUCUAAUUUUUAAUUUUUUGGGUUUUAAUUUUUUUUAAUUAAAUUGAUUUUUAAUGAGGGGGGACCAUGAUCAAGUUGGAAGGUGGGGGGAUGGUACACUGACACGUGUCCAGCAAGUAUGGGGUUCGAAACACUAUUUUAGAUUACUCUUUUAACUUAUUAUUAUUGGGUGAAGAUUUUUUUUUUUUUUUUUAAAUGUGAUUUUUAAAAUUUAAUUUUUGGGUAUUUCUUGUUAUUAUUCUUUUAGUAAAAAAAAUUAAUAAAAUAAAUUUAAUUAUUCUUAGAGGGGAUUUUUUAUUGGAUGUGAAUUUUUGGGAGGGAGCAAAAGGAAGUGGGAAGUAUGAAAGGAAGUGAGAGUGUGAGGAAGUUGUCAGAUUGACUGGGGGUGUGUUCAAUGUCUCAUUGUGGUGACUUCUUUUCAUUGUGGAUUUGUGGGUUAAUUUUUCUGAUUGUAAUAAUGUUCUAGUUUCAUUUUUAUGUUUUUUUUAUUUUAUUUUAUUUUAUUACUUCGUGUUAUUGAUAUGCAAUUGUAUAAAGGAACUUUUAAUUUUUAAAAGAAGUUCUAAUUAUACUUUAUUGAAUUGCUUUACUUUA
This is a messenger RNA of Chenopodium quinoa (quinoa), 2314 nucleotides long. Its product is annotated as basic leucine zipper 34-like. Lineage: Eukaryota; Viridiplantae; Streptophyta; Magnoliopsida; Caryophyllales; Amaranthaceae. The transcript is spliced from 4 exons. Gene Ontology annotation, biological process: positive regulation of DNA-templated transcription. The coding region runs from base 466 to 1551 and encodes 361 amino acids. Gene Ontology annotation, molecular function: DNA binding; DNA-binding transcription factor activity. The record is from RefSeq and is a predicted model, not a curated record. Gene Ontology annotation, cellular component: nucleus.